UCGUUCGGAUCAGUUCGGACCGUUUCGGACUCCAAGGCUGCUGGCUGCUCCGCGAUCCCCCGUCGCGAACCCUAGGAGACCUGCCGACUGCGCGCCUCUGCGACUCGCAAUCGACGAGGCGAGCGAACUGUGCGAGGCGUGUGCGUUUAAAAAAAGAGACGGAGAACUGCGGAUGUUGACGCGCGGCACCGCUCUCGCCCCCCGCGAUUGCUCCGUUUACGCCGGACGGUUUUAACGAGCGGGCAGGAUACAACGUGAGGACACCUUCCCCGCCCGGUAUCGACCGCGUCUUCCGGGAUCUCGAUAUCGUUGGGUCGUCCGACCGCGCGGCUCCGUAAUCGGGGAUAAUCGUCACACCGGCGAGCUCGAGUGGCAUGAUGAUAAGAACGAAAUGAGCGAUUUGCUCGAUACCGUAAUAAUGGAGACCUCGUACCCCGAGCCUGAAAAUUGUCUGAAGGUAUCCUCGCCGAUGAACGUGGCGCGGCAGGACUCGGGCGUACCGGAGGAUCUUGCUUCGCCUCUCAAUGAAGAGGAGGAUCCGGAUCUCACUAUGAACAGCGAUUGCAAUAUCACCGUCAUUCACAUCACCGAGUCGCAGAACAGCAAGGCGAACGACAAGACGCUAGCUGAGAAUAAGGACAGCAAGGACGGCAGCGAUAGCGGCGUCGAGGGUUGCGCGACAGAAGUUCCAAGAGUACGCAGUAGAAACAGCGUCGACUACACGAGCAGUUGUGGCGGCCUGGACGAGGCCUCUUGCGACUCCAGCCUCGUCAGUUGUUGCUCGGUGUACGAGGACGCGUGCGGAUCCACGUUGCCAGACGAUGUGCGACUGGGUGCUACCGGCGGUGAGGGCACGAGCGAGGGCGGUAGCGAGAGCUCGUCCAUCGCCGGCAGCGUGUCCGUGCGAACGAGCCGUAUGAACGUGAAGAGGACCACGACGACGUCCAGCGCGGCCAAGAAGAAGAUCACGAGCGGUACCGAGUCGCAGAAGAGCGCUCGCGCGAAACCAACGAGCGCGACCUCGGGCACGAGCUUGGGCUCGACGACGCCGCGGUCUAAGUCGCGAACAGCAACGCCCAGAAAUAUAAUGACCAAGAUUCAAGGUGCGGGCAGGGAACGGGACCAUCGACCACGAUCGAGGGAAAAAUUGAGCGCUCGAGAGCCGAGCUCCUCCCUCGUUGCAGACACCAAGACGCCUGCUGGUAGUCGUGGUACGGCGACGUAUGGCUGUCGGUCCAGCAGCAGCGCAGUAUCCAAUUUAUCAACUCCCACUGCGGCUUCGAUCGCGAGGACGAGGACGAGAGUGCUGCCGGACUCAUUGCCGUCUGCACUGACCACGGAGAUCAACAAGGAUCUUGCGCAGCGUGGCGGGAGAAUUGUCAGGAACGAUUCAUCGAGAUCGAGGACCGGGUCCAGCACGCGAGGGGCGCGCACGCCGGCGUCCACGCCGUCUGAGGAAACGAGAGCGAAGAUACCGUCCUUGUCAGCUUCUCGCGUUCUCUGCGCGAAGAGUACUGUCUCACGUGCUGAUAAUAAAUCCGUUGGCCAAGAUAACAAGGCGCUUGAUACGUAUGCAACGUUGCCGCGUAGGAACAGAAAUAAACUGACGAUCUCGAAAGCCGGCGAGAAGACGGACAAGAUGACCAGAAGUCGAUCUGGAAGUCGAGACGUUAGCCUCAGCAGAACCAUUGAGAAGAAGAGCGUUAUUGGGAGGGAUUCGUCUUCCGUUCACAAGAGUCUGCCGCCGUAUCCCAGACAGAGAAUUGAAAAAACUCGUAUAUAUCACGAGACCAGCGCACAGACUGGCUUGACCGGGCAGGACAUCGAGAACGCGAUGUCCGGACAACCGAGCGCCAUUGCUGGGCCCGAGGUCGUCGAGAGACUGCACAAGGGCUGCCAAACGGAAGACGCGUGGGACGACGUACAGACCUUGCAGGAUAACUUGAGAAGCUUGAAUGAGGAAAGCGGCAGUCUGCGGGAAGAGAACGAGAGAUUGAAACUCGAGUUGGCCGAGGCGAAUCGUCUUCUAGAGGAGGAACGGGCCGAUCACGCGUUUGCGCGUAAGGAACUCGAUAGAAACGCGCAACGGGUACUGGCUAUGCUAGGAACGCCGCAAUCAGAACAUGCAGAGGGCAGCGACAGCUUCCUCGAGCUCGAAAGUCAUAUACAAUCUUCGGGACAAGUUGUCGCUAAUCAACAAGUUGAAAUAGCUGAUCUGCAAUCGCUCUGUCGUAUGUUAAGCAGGGAUUUGGACAAAAGUGUAGCUGCGCAGAAAGCCUUGCUACAACAGCAACAAGAAUUGGAAGCCGAAUCAGCCGAGAUGCAAGAUUUUCUCCAAGAGGAGAAAGCCACAUUGGCGGAGGCGCUCAAAGAUGCCGAAUUGGAGCUCAAGAAAAAAAGCGAAGCCUUAACUCAAAGAGAGACGGAAUUAGAGAGACAAAUGGAGGAGUGUAAACAUUUAGUGCGAAUUAGCGAACAAAGAAGGCAAGAGAAUUUAUCAAUGAGUCUGAAGUUGAAUGCCGUUGAACGAAGAAGUAGGGAACUUUUACUCACUCAAGGCGCUGCUAUGUCCGGAGCGGCUGUAGCUCUUUCCGGACUUAGCACCAGAUUAGAAGGAUUGAUAGAUCAAUUAAUUGCUUCUUAUAACAUCUCAGUAAAAGAUCUUGAAGAUGUUAUAUAUCAUAACGAAGCGUACAGUAGAAGCAACAGUAGCGUGGAGUCUAGUCCGGUUAGCUCUAAGCAGAGUUUAAAAGAACGCACGCCGAGCCCGAAGAGUGGAUCCUUCGUUUCCGCGGUGAUCAGCGCAAUUCGGAACGCCGCGACGCAUCCCUUCGCGGCUAGAAACAUCGAUAAAAAAUCCAGCCUGGAUUCGUCUAAACAGAUUUACAAAGAACUGAGUAUGGAAUCGUCGUCCGACUUGCUCGAUUUUGAAACCGAGCCAUGUUUGAUGAUGGAAAGCGUCCUGGAAGACGUGCCUUUGCCGGACACAUACUCGCAUAACAUGAUAUCGAGCAGCGAUUCUCUACGCAGAGCACUGAGUUUCUCCGAAACGUCGGACGAGCAUAAUCUAAGGAAGACGAAGUACGGCGACGAAUGUACAAGUCUCACGAAUCUCACCCAGGCGAUCCUGCAUCGUCGUAAGGUGGAGGACGAGGGUGACGACGAUUGCGAUUCCGUGAGCGAAUCUGACACCGGGACCAAUGACGGUCCUGUACCUUUGACGGAUUACUGUCCAUCUGUGGAUCUCGUCGAUCAGGUGAUCGAGGUGGACAAUCUCGUUACUAAACUUCUCAAAGUGCUACGAAUCAUACAGCUUGACAACGAUACGUGUAUACAGGAAUUGAAAGAAGAGAAGUCUAACUUGGAGAUAAAAUUAGAAGCCACUGUAACGGAAUUGAACGAGCUUCGCAAGAUCAUCGAUAAUCUUCAUCAAUCACCGGAAGAAGUCCUGAACAACGUGCCGGAUCGACGACGUAGCGUUGUGGAGAAUUGCCGGAUUUUGCUUAAAGAGGCGGGUAAGGAGGAAUUGAAAUUUGAGGCCGUACUUGCUAGUAAUAGCAGUCCCGGUGAGAUAAACUGAGGAUCUCGAUGCGAUCGAGGCGACUUCCGCUUAAUAUUUUAAAAUAUCUUAUUAAUUUCGUAUAUAUAUAUUCUUCCUAAUUAUUAUAAAUUAUUUUAAUUCUUAAGAGAAAUGUGUCAAUUUUGAAAGUCUGAAUUAUUAUAUUGAACAUCGACGAACAUUUUAUUGUAAAAGUGGGAUUUCUAAUUUCGACGUGAAUGAAUUUUUGAAAGAGUUUAGACAGCAUAUAAAUUUGAAUUACAUAUAUUUUUCCUUUUAUCGCAACGUAUUUCUGUGCGCUUUGUAAUGUUAAUUCCAGGCUGAAUUUAAUAUUGUACAUGUGUAUAUUAAUACGACGUUGUUAUGUCGAAAUUGCGAAGAAUAAUUGAAUCAAAUUUGAACAAAUACGGGCUCGUCGCCGUUUUUAAAAUAAUUGUACAAAAGAUGAUUAUUUAAAGAAUAAAUGAUUCUGAUUAAAAUUACAACCAACUAUGGCUAAUUACAUAAGCGUAUAAAGGGAUAUUUAACUUUGCUGAUUUUGCAUUGUAUUUUUUUUUUACCAGCAUUUGGUCAAAUAUAUUCAUGAAUAAUGAAUAAUGAUUUUAAAUAUAUAUUUGUAAAUGUAUUAGCGUAUAUAAAAUAUAUGUUUUAUACGUCUAAAUUAUAUUUAUGUCAAAAUGUAUAUUUAACAUAUAUUUGAAUACGUGUGAACGUUGUGUAAUACGCUAGUACACUUUUUUUGUGAAAAUACAAAAUUAUAAAUCGUUACUCGUUAUUCGCGAAUAUAUUAUAUCCAGUACUGAUUCCCACCGAGUUGAUCGCAGUUGAUCGUAGAAUUUUAUAUUCAAUGCGUAGAAAUAAUUCUUCACUGUGUGAAAUUAUUAGGUUCAUAAUAAAGGCUUUUUCAAUUGAGAUAACAGGGUAGAGUAUCCUACAUUUAAGAUAAUAGCGUGUAAUGGAAAAUACAACAGAGUGCAAGGCACUAUCAUAUAAAAUGAAGGAAUAGAAUUUGGGUACCUUUUAUCGUGUCUUCGAUCCUGCAACACUCACAUUACCGUAAUCAUUGUGCAACAUCCAAGGAGGAUAGAUAAUGAAAUAUUUUAUGGCAAAUCGUAGAUAUAAAAAUGCUUAAAAAGCUUCUUAAUAGACGAGGACUAGAAAAAAAAACAUUUAUGCGAUUAUUUGUGUGCGUGCGUGUGUGUGUGCAUAAUUUAUUUCUCUUUUUUAUCUAAGAAUGUAUAUACGUUAAUACCUAUAAGAUUUGUUUGUGAUAAGUCUCAAAGACUUGUUGCUCAGUGAAAUCAAAGUUGAGAUUUAUUGCAAACAUUUAGACGAGGUUUCUUCCAUCAAAAUGGAGCUUUGCUUUAGGCACAACUUUAAGCAUAGGAAACAUAUUGUGAUGAUACACCAAACAACAACACAUAUGUAUUUUAAUGUUUAAUCAAAUAAAUUUUCAUAUCUCGAAAGACAGAUGCAUAUAAUUAUAUCAUGUAUACAUAACUUUACGAAGCAGAUUAUAUCACGUCGGUGCACGUGGAAAAUUCGCAGCUAACAUUUACGAUUGUUUUAUAAGCAAAUGAAUAUAUUAUAUACCGUAACGCUAAAUCAAAAUGAAAUUAUAGCUAAGGCGAAUAUUGCAUUUAGCUCAUUUAACAUGUAAAUACAUAUGUGGAUACACAAUCGCCCGUUACAUUGUACGGAUAAGGUCAAUGAAAUCGUGACUUUUGCAAUUUUAUGUAUUUUAAAAGCCAUCUUUUAAGUUACAGAGAGAAAUGAGCUUGCCGGAUAACGCUAAUAUCGAUCGGCGCGUCCCUUUAUUGAUACUAUAGAUACACCAUAUAAAUGCGUGGUACGACAUCGACUUCGAUCGUCGAUCAUACAUCGUUUAUAUUCUACGAGUACUCGUCCAUCAUCCCUGUAGAUGCAGAUAUCCUAUCCCUGUGGAGAGAGCAUGGUUCUUUUUAAAAAUAUCUUAUUUUAAAUAGUUAUUAGUCUUGAAACGUAGAUUGUACGCCCGCUGUAUUGAAAGGGAAGGAAAAUACCGUUUUCUUAAUAUAUGCUGUAGGCGGAACACUAUAUGUAUUGGAAUUGCAAGCGUCGAGGAGUCAUUUUAAUGCACGCUCGUGCCUCGCACAUGACGUAUGCCACGUAUCAAGGGCGCCAAGAAGUUCGCCAACCGUACAGCUGGUUGUCUGGAACAUAAGAUGGUCACGUCUCGAGAAAAAGUGUACACACUGUAUUAUUUUUAUAAUUAAAAAAUUAAAAAUUACGCGCGAGAUACCAAUUGCAAUACGAUUACAAUUUAAGAUAUUGAUAUAAAUUAUAAUUAAUGCCAAUAAAAUUAAUUGUCAGGGCAA
Molecule: messenger RNA, 5916 nt
Organism: Temnothorax curvispinosus
Lineage: Eukaryota; Metazoa; Arthropoda; Insecta; Hymenoptera; Formicidae
Exons: 12
Coding region: 392-3580 (1062 amino acids)
Source: RefSeq, a predicted model, not a curated record